Molecule: messenger RNA, 2134 nt
Organism: Cladophialophora immunda
Lineage: Eukaryota; Fungi; Ascomycota; Eurotiomycetes; Chaetothyriales; Herpotrichiellaceae
Exons: 2
Coding region: 772-2013 (413 amino acids)
Molecular function (GO): iron ion binding; 2 iron, 2 sulfur cluster binding
Source: RefSeq, a predicted model, not a curated record
CAUGUCCUCCAAUCGAGGCGCGGUUCCAAUCGGAGCAAAGCGCCCUCGUAGUUUGAUUUCACCACCACCAUGCUCAACAAGAGACGGCGCUUAUCCAGCGAGAUCCUUCUCCUGAGAGUUCCGCGUGCUGUACACCGCGGACUCGGUGUUUGAUGCCCAGCUCCCGCACCUCCGAGCUCAGUCAUCGUGAUUUCCUCCAAACCGAUGGACCCCUGCAGCCCCAUGAGCUAGAGACGAGCUUUGAUCAAGAUGGGUGCCUUGAUGGUCAGGAUUCCAAAACCCACCGUGGUUAGAAGAUCAGCCGGUCCACGACAAAGCCAAUGAUCUCAAGGUGAGUCAUGGAGGUCACCAGCCCGAGACCGAUCACAAUGUUGCACCUGCGACAACUUUCGGGAUGUGCUGUCAGGAGCAUCGAUAAGGAUGGGGUGCGUGCCUUGAGGUUCUGGCCCUUCCGUGGGCACAUGUUCUUUAUCUGCCAAUGAUUCUCCGCUGUUGCCGCCAGCGGUUGCCCUUCCUGUUUGAUAUCUCAGCCGGGCCCGAUGCCCCGAUCAUAUGACCGGCAUUCUGCCUUGACCCCUUUGGGUUUCGAAAUCCUGAGCAAUGCUAACGUAUCUGGCUGAGACAAACCGGCCGCCGUGUCCGAUAAGGACAUCAGCGUGGCGUCUUGAGGAGGGAGCAUAUCUGGAUUUAAGCUUCCCCAUUAUCAUGUUGGACCUGGUUUUUCACCCUCAUCGCGACCUAUCUGUUUGAUCUUGGUGCCCUCACAAUACCAUGGCGCAAUCGUUCUUGAAAAACUACUUGGGUCUGGGAUGGUCGUCGCCGGCGGACGACAAAACCCCUGUUAGGGCUUUGCCGGCAUCCUGGUACACCUCACAGGAAAUGUAUGAGCUGGAAAGACGAGCGAUCUUCUCCAGAAAAUGGCUUCUGACCACGCACAAACUGAGACUGCCCAACCCGGGGGACUGGCUACGAUAUGAAGUGGCUGGCUACCAGUUCAUUCUUUGUCGGGACCGGGAUGGAAACAUCAAUGGCUUCCACAAUGUCUGCAGACACCGUGCCUUCCCCAUUGUGACCGAGGAGAAAGGUCACAACACUAUCUUGUCCUGCAAAUACCAUGGCUGGUCGUACGGCCUCAAUGGCAAGCUCGCAAAAGCACCAGAGUAUCAAGACCUGCCAGGGUUCGACAAGUCGAAGAACGGCCUCCUGCCUAUCCAUACCCACAUCGACCAUAAUGGCUUCAUUUGGGUUAACUUGGAUGGCGGGGCGAAGCCAGAGAUCGCCUGGAACGACGACUUCGAAGGUGUCGACGAGCAAGCCAGGUUCGAACACUACAACUUCGAUGAUUACCAGUUCGACCACAGCUGGGAGAUGGAGGGCGACUAUAACUGGAAGAUCCUGGCCGACAAUUACAAUGAGUGCUACCACUGCAAGACCACCCAUCCCGAUAUUCCCACCAUCGCGGAUCUCAGCUCCUACGGGGUCGAGACCAAGGGCGGCCAUAUUCAACACUUUGGCAACCCGACCCCGGAACAGAUUGCGCGUGGUCUCAGGGUGGCUGCCACCUACUUCUUCCCCAAUGCAUCCUUGAACGUUUCGCCGCACUUUUUCUUCAUCCAGAGAUUCGUGCCCAGCGGUCCUGUCAAGUCAACCAUGAAAUAUGAGGUGUACAGGAACAAGAACUCUAGUGAUGAGGACUUUGAACUGGUCAACCAGAUCUACAAGAGGAUCAUGUCAGAGGACAAGUACCUCUGCGUCAACACCCAGAAGAACCUCAACGCGGGAGUCUUUGUCAAUGGCGAGCUGCACCCACGGAUGGAGAAGGGUCCCCUGUUCUUCCAGAAGACAGUGCGCGACCUGGUGCAAGCCCACCACAAGCGAGAGACGGAUGCGCAUGAUGAGAUCUGGCCGGCUCGACAGACACUGCCGAAAGCCGAUGUGACCAGCCAGAAAGACGUUGCCUUUUGCUCUGCUGUGGAUUGCUGCAGGAUCAACAAGGAGCCCAUUGCUGUGUAGCGGUCAUUUAUGGUAGAUGUUGAUGCUUCCCCGGAGUCAUCAAGGCAUUCUUCUAGUCUAGCGUCGUUCCUGUAAUAGAAUCCGCCGUCGUGGUGUUGAAGUGUCCUGGCUACAAUGUCCC